This is a messenger RNA of Nymphaea colorata (pocket water lily), 1364 nucleotides long. RefSeq names its product protein SCO1 homolog 2, mitochondrial. The coding region runs from base 335 to 1159 and encodes 274 amino acids. The transcript is spliced from 7 exons. Lineage: Eukaryota; Viridiplantae; Streptophyta; Magnoliopsida; Nymphaeales; Nymphaeaceae. The record is from RefSeq and is a predicted model, not a curated record. Gene Ontology annotation, biological process: mitochondrial respiratory chain complex IV assembly.
CCGGCUGCACCCAAGGAGUUACGAGCCUUAACUGAGCUCCCCAGGAGACGCCCAUUGGAAUUUGGCGGCGUACCGCGACGCCCGCCUUCGCCUUCCCUCCUUCCUCUUCUCCUUCUACCCGUUUCGUGGCGGCCAAGCCUCCAAUGUUCCAUUCCCAUUUCCCAAGGCUGCACCGUCAACCGCUGUGCUUUUGGUGUCUCGCCUAUCACAAAGGUUGGUGAAGCGGCGGCCUUUCCCUCUGCUGUUUCCAUCAUUUCCUUCAGCGGUUAUCUGGAGGCUGCUCGGUCUAUUCAUGGAAAGAAGGGAGUUCGUCACUUGAGCAAGCCAUGCCACAAUGCGAAGUACCUUCCGCUCCCUCGUCUUCCAGUCGAGGUGUCUCACCACUAACUUCAACCGUCUUCUGGUUCCGAGGCAAGGUCCCAUUUUGAGGCACUUCCGUGGCUCUGCUGCAGCAUCUGGUCAUAAUAGCAGCAGAAGGGUUCCCAUUAACAUUCCACCAUCAGAGGAAAGAACACAUUUUCGAUCGUGGAGUAAUUAUGCUGUUCCGGCAGUAUUACUCGUGAUUACAGGAGCAGGCUUAUUAAUUCACUAUAAUGAUGAAAGAAGAGCGGUCGUUAAAGGGUCAAAUAAAAGCAAGGAGGGCCUAGAGACAAGAAUUCUUACCAAACCGGCAAUAGGUGGCCCUUUUAGUUUAAUUGACUCAGAAUAUCGAUCUGUAACUGAGCAAGACCUUAAAGGGAACUGGAAUGUCAUGUACUUUGGGUAUACCUCUUCUCCUGAUGUUUGUCCUGAUGAGAUUGAGAAGAUGGCAGUGGCAGUGCAGAUACUAGAUAAGGAGCAUAACCUUAAAGUAGUACCCAUUUUCAUAACUAUCGAUCCUCCACGUGAUGGGCCAUCCCAUUUGCAUGCAUAUCUUAAAGAGUUCAAUCCCAGGAUCCUUGGUUUAACUGGUCCUGUUUCUGCAAUACGGCAUAUGGCACAAGAAUAUCGAGUCUUUUUUAAGAAGCUAGAUGAGGAUGGUCAAGAUUAUCUGGUGGAUUUGUCACACAACAUGUACUUGUUAAAUCCAAAUAUGGAGUUUGUGAGAUGCUUUGGUCCAGAAUAUCAUUCACAGGAAUUGGCUGAGGAAAUUCUCAAAGAGGUAAAGGGUGCCAAAUAAAAUAAUUUCAGUUAGUGUUUUCUACCAUCUGGGAAAAUAUUCAUCCUUCCCUUGUUAUAAGGGAAUUUUGCUUUCUUGUAAACUAGGACAAUGUACCAUAAUUUCUAGAAAAUGUUACUGGAGUUGCUGGGUAGCAACAAAACUUAAUUUUAUAUAUUUAGUCAAAAAAUUUCAAUUAUGAUGUUAAAGACGUUUACUAGUUCAA